Molecule: messenger RNA, 2082 nt
Organism: Puntigrus tetrazona (Sumatra barb)
Lineage: Eukaryota; Metazoa; Chordata; Actinopteri; Cypriniformes; Cyprinidae
Exons: 2
Coding region: 402-1382 (326 amino acids)
Biological process (GO): nucleotide metabolic process
Molecular function (GO): catalytic activity
Source: RefSeq, a predicted model, not a curated record
CAGCCCCAGAAAAAAACAGAUGCGUUUUCCAGCAAAAAAUCGAACCGUUUCACAGAAUAGAGUUUUAUUAGAGUUUUUUCGUCACCCGUCUUCUGUUAAAACAGCGCUCCGGAACACACUUCUCACUCGCUUUAUCACUGAUUCUUUGCGCAGGAGGAAGCUAAUAGAUUGUAUUUUUAAAAUAGAAGAAGGGUCUCCGAUUGAGAUCUGAAGACCUGACCAUCUGCUGCGCGAGCUUGAACUCACAGCGCGGUUCCGCUUCCGGCCAGCAGGCGGCGCUUCCGGCUUCAUCGGAGCAGAAGAAGAAGAAGAAGAGCGGCGUUCACCCGGAAGUUUGCUCCGCGCGUGCUCUGAUCGAUCUGAUCGGUUUGAUCGGUUUCCUCAGACUCGUUCUCGGUGUGAUGAGAGUCUCCUGCGCGCUCUGCUCUCUUUUACUCGGAGGUCUUUUGAGAAGAAUGUCGGUGUGUGGCGUCUCGGAGCGGGUCGUGAUCUGGGAGACUCCGGAGCUGUCGGCGUAUCUUCACCCGUCUCCGUGGACUCCAGGGGUCACCGUCGUCAGCCACAAGCGCUCGGACAGCUCCGGCCUCUUCCACUUACCUGAGGAGGCGUUCCUGCUGCUGGUUCUGGGCGGGAGGUCGGUGGCUCGCCUGCUGUGUGAGCGUCUGGCGGUGCGGCGCUGCGCUCUGGUCCACUCUCCUCACCGCGGGGCCGGGGCCGAGCUCCUCGUGGUGCCGCUCCACGGCCUGGGCUCCCAGUGGAAGCCGCACCUCGCCGCCGAACAGGAUUUCCAGCCGUUCGAUCCCGGAUACGUCAGCUCCAAGAGCGGCCCGCGCUGGACCGAGGAGGAUCUGGAGGCGGUCCGGAGCCGAGUCCGGGCUCAGCUGCCCGACCCAAACACGCCGGCUGACUACAGCUUCCUGGGAGAUCCGUCUGACCCCGGGCUGUUCCCUCGCAUCGUGCGCGGAGAGGAGAAGCAGUGGAGAGUGUGGGAGGAUGACGAGCACGUGGCCUUCCUCACGCCCUUCCCCAACACACCCGGGCUGACCGUCCUGGUCCCGAGGAAGCCCCUGUCCAGUGACAUCUUCCGGCUGGAGGAGGACGACUAUCGGCGGCUGGCGUUGGCCUCCAGGAAGGUGUCCCGGCUUCUGGAGGCGGGGCUUGGCGCCUGGGGGGUGGGGCUUAUCUUUGAGGGCUUUGAGAUAGAUUACGCUCAUGCUAAACUGAUUCCGCUCAUCUUUCCGCCGGGUGAAGCGGAGAUGAGCCUCAGCUGUCCGGCUCCGGAGUUCUUCGACCGCUAUCCGGGUUACGUGACGUCCGUCAGCGGUCCGCCGGUCAGCAGGGAGAGUCUCCAAGAGAUCGCCGCCAGACUUACCCAGCGCUAGGGUUACAGACAGGUGAUAAAUUGCAGAAACAAAUCAGAAAUUUUGGAAACUUAAUUAGUAAAAUAACUAGUGGUUGACUGAUUUAUCACAAAGACCAAUACAUCGGCUGAUAUUUGACAUUCUUCACAUACCUGUAUUGACCAAUGUGUUCAAGAUGCACUUUAUCACACACACUUUUGUUUUCUAGUCUAAAUAUCUACAAAUUCUGGAGUAGUGGCUUUUUUCUUGACGAUAAAUGACUCAAAAUGUCUUGUUUUGUAAAAAAAAUUGAGUUAUUUUUUACUUAACUAAAUAUAUCUGGAUUUAGUUUAGCCUUUGAAUUGGGAUUAUUCAUCUCACCCUAUUGGCAGAUAUUUUUUUUUUAUUGUUUUAACAAAAACUAAAGUCUGAAUAAUAUUUUCAGAAAAAAAAAAUUAUUCUACUUGUCAAGUAAAUGCAUCUUUAUUCCAGAAUUGUAUUAUUUUAUUAGAAAACAAGACAAAAAUAUGAAGAUAGUAAUAUAUAGUGAUAUAACUCUAUACUAAAAAAGUCUAAUAAUUGCUUCUAAUUAUUAAUAGAAAGACAGACGUAAUACUUGCUCAUUUACCGUCAGUAUUUAGAAAAUUUAAUUUUACAUUAAAAGCAAACAGCACUGCCUAUUUUUCUUAUGUGCCUAUGAUUAUUUUUACUGUAUGAAUAAUAAAAUUAAAUAUGACAUAAA